Molecule: messenger RNA, 2445 nt
Organism: Prorocentrum cordatum
Lineage: Eukaryota; Dinophyceae; Prorocentrales; Prorocentraceae
Source: the annotation of a GenBank genome assembly
AUGAGGGACCCAGAGGACGUCUCCCGAUCACGCGCGAGCGAUCGCGCUGCCCACGCGGUCACCUUCCCGCAGCGUCGCCUCCCUGAAGUCGGGGAUCGCCUUAUCCCGAAGCAUAUCUGCAAGUCAGAGGAGCUCAGACUUGUUCUUGGUCGGUUCUUGGAAGCGGAGAAGGAUGAGCUGGCCGCCGCGCGCCCGAUGGGGAUCCGCCCUGCAGCUGCUGAUUUCCCCCCGGGGCCCGGGUCGAAGAUGGAGCUGGCGCGCGCGGCGCCCUUCCAGCAAUGGUGCAACGCGCAGCAGAUCCAGGCUUUCGAUCAGCUUUCCGCCAGCGCCCCUCAGUACUCUAAAGAAGGCCAUCCAGCGGGCAGCGGGUGCUGCUCCUGGAUGCACAUGCUAUGCUAUGCUGCGCUGUCUGCGAACCCCUUUGGAGUGGAGCUCCUGCGCGACGCGACGCUCGGCGUGUCCCAGGGCAUUGCGCCGUCCGCCAACGAGAGCUUCACGCUGCAAUCUGUCUCGCCGAGAGCGGUCUGUCUCAACUACCUGCUGCUAGUGCUCCGCAGGCACGUGAUUGACGUGGAACUGGGGGCUCUCGUUUCUGCAUGUCGUGUUCGUCUUCGCACGUUCAGCACCGAGGACGGGCGGCAGUGGAGGGCCCAGCGCCAGGCGGCGCUGGAGGGGCUGCAGCUCGCGCAGCGGAGGUGGCGCCAGAGCCAGGUCGAGCGGGAGAGGAGGACGCUGACGGCGCAGCCCGCGCUGCUUGCGCAUGGCAGCCCGCCUCCCAGCGAUCACGACGCGACGGCCCUCGCCGGCGACGUCAGCUCCCCGCCGCGGCACGCAGCCGAGGGCGCAGGGGCAGCGGCAGGCGCCUUCGCCCUCGCCGCGAGCGCCGCGGCCGCCCAGCAGCGCGGGGCCGAGGAGCCCGCGAGGCCGGCGUCGCACGCCGGCUCCGAGGCGGCGAGCUGCGUGUGGGGCUCGGGGACGAUAACGCCCACGCCCGCGCCGCCGCCGGAAGGGCUGAGCGGCAUGCUGGGGAGGCUCUCGUCCGUGAAGCUCUUCGAGGAGACGCCGCCCGGAACCCUGGCGCCGCGGGACCUCCCCCGCCUGCUGGACCGGACGCCCCACCGCCUGCUGAAGUCGCCGCCCGUCAGGGCCUCGCCCAAGGACUCGUCGAAAGGCUCCUCGAAGUCCUCCUCGAAGUCCUCCUCCACCAGCCGGGCGCAGCGCCGCCGCGCCCACCAGCCGGGCGACGCGGCGGCGGACGCCAGCGGCGGCGGAGGGUCAGUGCACGACCCGUUCGACCACGACGGGGAGAUGCAGUCGUUGCCUUCUCAGGAUGACGCUUGGGACCCGGAUUCGUCCAAGCGCUCAUCGUUGGCACAAGUCGACGCCGGCGCGCCCAUCCUCGAGGAGGAGGACGAGGAGGACGACCCGCGGGAGAGCGGCGUCUGCGUCUCCGACCUGGGCCUUGAGCUCUGGGAGGAGUGGCGGGCCGAGUUCCCCCUGGAGGUGCUGAACAGCCUCGCGGAGUUCUACGAGGGCUGCGAGGUGCAGGAGGACGGCAGCCGCGCGGCAUGCCUGGGCCGCGUGGGGGAGGCCAUCUCUGGGGCGCUGGCGCUGGGGCGCGAGGCCGUCGACCAGGAGGCCGCGGCGCGGGGGCUAGUGCUGCCAGCCCCGCCGCCGGCAGGCGUUGCCCGGGGCGGCGGCGGAGUUCAGCCUGCCGCUCCGCCGGGGGGCGAGCCCGAGGCCAGUGCUUCCGAGGACCUCCAGAGGUGGGGCAGGCUGCUCUCAUUCGCGACCUUGCCGGGCCUCCUCGACCUCGCGCGAGGCGCGGUCUGCCGCGUCGAGAAGGACGACCCCAGGCGCCUCUGGUCCGCCGACGCCCUUCUGGAGGUCCAGCUGAUCUUCCGGCGCAACAUGAACGCCCUGCAGCGGCUGCCAGUGGCCCAGCUGUUUCAGGUUCUGGGCUCCCUCGGCCUGGAGGUGCUGCGGGCGGACAGCGUGGAGACGCAGCGCUGGCUCGUGGACGUGACGAAGGAGGUCGUGCACGACCGGGGCACUCGCGCCUCCAAGCUCGGCGUGGGCUCCAUCUCCUUCCAAGAGUUCCUGCAGAUAGCCACCGUCGCGCUCAGGGAGAAGGAGCGUCAAAGGCGGCGGGCCGCGUUCCAGCUGGAGCAGGCCGCCUGGCGGGCGGCCGGCUUCCGCCUCCUGGAGGCCGAAGACUUGCGCGAGCUGCACAGCGCCUUUGUCGCGGCGGCCGAGAACGACUCCACGGCAGCCCUAUCACCCGUCACACUCGUCGUCACUCUCAAUUUCGUCCUCGCCGCCACGUUCACCAUCCUCACCCUCACACUCACCCCAGCCGCGUCGCCACCACCACUCAUCGUAGCCGCCCCUUUGACUCUCACCAGCACCUUCACCUUCGCCGCCAGCAUCCUGAACCCACCCUGA